Messenger RNA from Salvelinus namaycush (lake trout), 759 nucleotides. RefSeq names its product lecithin retinol acyltransferase-like. Gene Ontology annotation, molecular function: phosphatidylcholine-retinol O-acyltransferase activity. The record is from RefSeq and is a predicted model, not a curated record. The transcript has 2 exons. Bases 1 to 660 code for a protein of 219 amino acids. Gene Ontology annotation, biological process: retinol metabolic process. Lineage: Eukaryota; Metazoa; Chordata; Actinopteri; Salmoniformes; Salmonidae.
AUGAUUACCUUCCUCCAACUCCUCAGCCUCUUCUUCAUCGCUUCUAAAGUGGAUGAAGAGGACAAGGACAAAGACUCGAAGUAUGACCUGUCCUUGUACAAACGUGGCGACCUUUUGGAAGUUCCUAGAACUCUCUUCACCCAUUUCGGCAUCUACCUGGGCAACAACCGGGUGGCCCACUUCAUCCCGGACAUCCUUCCGGUAUUCACCAAGAACAAGGCUGCCAUCGGCAAGAUGGUGACCAACAACCGGCUGAUUCUAGGGGUGAUCGCCAAGUUGGCGAGCGUCAGGGUGGACUCGUUGGUGGAUUUUGCGUAUGGCUCGGAGAUCCUGGUCAACCACAUGGACAAGCUGUGCAGCCAGCCCCCCCUGGAAGGGGACGAGGUGGCCAGGAGGGCAGAGAAGCUCAUGGGCUCCAUGACCUACAGUUUGCUGUGGUACAACUGUGAACACUACGUCAUGUACUGCCGCUAUGGCAUGGCCAUCAGCUACCAAACCUACCAGUUCUGUUUGACAGUGAGGAAAAUCAUCUGCAGCAGGAUGAACGCCUACCUCACAGCUCUGUGUGGAACGGGCACCAUGUUAUACCUGGGCUCCCUAACGCUGCUAAACACAGUACCCACCCUGCUCGUCCCCUUCACCAUCUGGAUGGCAUCGUAAAACGGCCACAGACACACAAAGAGACUCAUUGACAUGACUGCGGAAUAUGGAAUGCUUAAAUGAUGUCCCACUAUCACUAUCACUGUUCAUGAAAUAAAA